Messenger RNA from Pelobates cultripes (western spadefoot toad), 1387 nucleotides. The record is from the annotation of a GenBank genome assembly. Lineage: Eukaryota; Metazoa; Chordata; Amphibia; Anura; Pelobatidae.
AUGCCCUUCUUCCAGCCGCCGAAAUUGGGCAAAUCUAAGUGCAGUUCCGGGGCCUACAAAGCACCGGCCUACAUUAGCUGGGACACGCUUCUUGGAGGUGCAGUACUUACCAGAGCCGACGAGAUACCUCCACAACCCCCACAGAGUCCAACAGCAAAUCCGGUGGACAUGAGGCGCAAACAGCAAAAGCCCUCGCACGGAGAUGUCCAGGACUCAAGGGACAUAAGCACAAUGCUGCAAAAGUCGGCACCAUCCAAAAUGGCGGCCGGGGAGAGCGGGAGCACGAGGAACACCUCAGACAGGAUGGAACACAAGGGGACACAGGCCACAUUGGUGAGGGAUGAAAUGGGCACCACACAUCUUGACUCCAUAACCAGCAACCUAGCCACUAAGCAGGACUUACAAACCCUCUUACUGAACAUACAGAAACUACUGGCAGCGGACACAGCGGCAAUUAAAAAGGACGUUCAGCAGGUCACAGACCGCAUCAGUGCCACAGAGAAUGACAUACAAGAUAUCCACACAGAGAUAUCAACCAUUCAAAACACCCUAAGCAAACUUCAGUCCGCUAACCAGGUACUUACCUCACAAAUUUCAGCGGUAGAAGACCGCCACAGGCGUAAUAACAUCAAGAUUCGCAGGGUCCCUGACACAGUAACAGCAGAGUAACUGCCCCACUACCUGCGACGCCUAGUUGCCUCUGUGCUACCGGCCCCAGCGGCUAGAAGAUUUACUAUUGACGGGGCGUAUCGCUUACCUGGACCCACCAAGGCACAACCAGCUGCCCCCAGGUAUAUUAUCUUCCGCUGCAUAUCACAUCAGGACAAAGGACACUUGCUGACAGCCCUGAGGGACAAAACCCCAUAUACAUUUGAAGACCCCCAGCUCACAGUCUACCAGGACCUCACAAGGGCCACCCUACAAUGGCACAGAUCUCUACAACCUAUCACAUCUCAACUACGCACGGCAGGGAUCGCAUACAGGUGGGGGACCCCACGAUCCCUACUGGUAUCACACGAAGGAGCCACACACAAGCUGGGAACUGUCUCCGAAGGACCAACGCUCCUGACCGCACUGGGUCUACACAUGCCCACCGCUAUCCCAUCUGGUCCGCCGAACCCUGGGGGCUGGGAUCCAGCUAACAUUGUGAAAUUUGAACCAAGAACUGGUGCAGCCGCACCCCCACCAACCUGACUAUAUAACAUGCUACAGAAAAUCGCACCAAGGCUGUUACCCAUAGUGUGCCUGCGUUUCCUUAAUGUUUGCUUGUUUUCUUUUUCUUUCAUGUUAUCCACAGAUGUUCUACAGCUCUCUCACACUCUUGACCACCUGGCCAACCAUGAAAUACCACCUGGCCCACCACGCUAACGCAGCACGAGCGAUAUAG